CCGUCAAGGUGCCCCGCCUCUGGCUGACGACACUCCACGCGGAGAACAGGGCGAUAGAAAUCUGCAUGGAGAGUUUUGAUUUUGCCCACUCUGUGCUAUAAACAUUGAGUUACCAGCACCAUGUUCACUCUAAGGAAUACAUUUCGUCAUAGUCUUAAAACAGUCCAGUAUAACCAGUUGAAGAAUUUUAGGGUGGGGAGAGGAUGUUUAGGGUCUGUCCAUUUGAAGGGGCGCAGUUUUCUAACGCUGAAAGAUUUCAACCCAGACGAGAUCAAACACAUCCUGUGGGUGUCUGCGGACCUGAAACACCGAAUCAAGCUCCAGGGAGAAUAUCUCUCCCUUCUUCAAGGUAAAUCUGUCGCCAUGAUAUUUGAGAAGAGGAGCACGAGGACUCGCAUGUCCACUGAAACAGGGUUCUCUCUGUUGGGAGGACAUCCAUGUUUUCUCACCCCUCAGGACAUUCACCUGGGAAUCAAUGAGAGCACAAAAGACACAGCCAGAGUGCUCUCUGGUCUGACUGAUAUUGUGUUAGCCCGGGUGUACAAUCACUCUACUCUGGAGGAGCUGGAUAAGGAAGCAUCUAUACCAAUCAUCAACGGCCUGUCUGAACUUUACCACCCUAUACAGAUACUGGCUGACCUGCUUACACUAAAUGAGCACUAUGGCUCUUUGAAGGGCCUCACAGUGGCUUGGAUAGGUGAUGGCAACAAUGUGCUUCACUCCUUCAUGAUGUCACUGCCCAAGCUGGGUGUCAAUCUGAGAAUAGCCAUGCCCAAGGGUUAUGAACCAGAUGCUACCAUCACUCGGGAGGCCCAGCAUCUCUUCAAGCAGUUUGGUACAGAUUUGCAGUUGUUCUCAGAGCCUUUGGAGGCAGCCCAGGGCAGUAAUGUGCUGGUGACAGACACAUGGGUCAGCAUGGGCCAGGAGGAGGAGAAGAGGAAGAGGAUUAAGGAUUUCCAAGGCUACCAGAUCACUAUGCAGACAGGAAGUGUGGCUGCUUCAGACUGGACUUUCCUGCACUGUCUUCCACGGAAAUCAGAGGAAGUGAACGAUGAGGUUUUCUAUUCACCACGCUCUCUGGUGUUCACAGAGGCUGAGAACCGCAAAUGGACCAUCAUGGGGCUGAUGGUAUGUAUCUUGACUGAUUACAGGCCUCAAAUCCCCCAACUAAAACUGUAACAUUUCAGAAUAUACUUUGACAAAAAAAAAAAAAAGGCAUGUUUGCAGUAUGUUUUAAAUUUGAGUUGUGUUUUGUGUCAGACAACUUCAGUAUUUAAGGCUGCAAAUCCAAAAUAAAAUAUUUGAAAAUGGAAAAA
Colossoma macropomum (tambaqui) is the source of this 1316-nucleotide messenger RNA. It is a transcript of the gene otc, whose product is annotated as ornithine carbamoyltransferase. Bases 121 to 1179 code for a protein of 352 amino acids. Gene Ontology annotation, molecular function: amino acid binding; ornithine carbamoyltransferase activity. The record is from RefSeq and is a predicted model, not a curated record. Gene Ontology annotation, cellular component: mitochondrion. Lineage: Eukaryota; Metazoa; Chordata; Actinopteri; Characiformes; Serrasalmidae. Gene Ontology annotation, biological process: L-citrulline biosynthetic process. The transcript is spliced from 10 exons.